CAUGGACAAAUCUUCCAACAGUGAUGAUUUGGGUGCCAUGUCAUCUGCUGGUGUUGGUCCACUUGGUUUUCUAAAGUCCACGGUCAACGCAGCCUACUGGGAAACAUCAGAGCACCUCAUGCUUUCCUUUGGUGACAAGCUUUAUUGAGAUGCUGAUUUCAUUUUCCAGCAGGACUUGGCACCAACAGCCUGUUCAGUGACCAUGAACCCCACUGAGAAUCUAUGGAGUAUUGAUUGUCAAGAGGAAGAUGACAGACACCAGACCCAACACUGCAGAAGACCCAAAGGCCGCUAUCAAAGAACCCUGGGCUACCAAUACACCUCAUCAGAACUACAGGUCUCCUCCGUAUUGAUGCAGUAAUUCAUGCAAAAGAAGCCCCAACCACGUAUUGAGUGUGAAGAAAUGAACACACCUUUUAGAAGCCUGACACUUCUGUUUAAAUAUCAUUUAUAAUUGAUCCUAUAUAAUAUAAACUUUUUAUAGGACACUGAAUUUUGGGAUUUCAUUAUCUGUUAACAAAAAUCAUCAAAAUUACAAGAAAUAAAUGAUUGGAAUGUUUCACUCUGUGUGUAAAUAAUCUAUAUAAGUUUCACUUUCUGCAAUGAGUGACCAAAAAUCUUUACUUUUUCACCAUAUUCUAUUUUUUUUUAGAUGUAAAUUUAUUUAGUCCUAAGGAACGGGUAAUGAAUAUUUUCCUUGUGUCCAUUAAUGCAAGUCAUUGAGUGCUUUCCUCCGUGCAUCCAACAGAUGUCAGCUUAGUGCUGCAGAUGUGGCUCCUCGCUCGGUGCUGGCAGGGUGAGGAGGAUGCUGUUCGGAGCAAACUCGGCGCUGGGACCUAAUCGUAACCGGGACGAGCUCCGCUUGAUUUGGAUGUUGAGGAAAAAUGGCCACCGGUAAAAGGAAGGAGAGGAAGCGGUCACCACUUUUAGGUUUAAUUAUCGCCUGAGACAUAUGGAUGUACACGGAGCGACUCACACAUUGGAGGUUAUCGUCAACGUUCCCACAGAAGAAUUCCGCUUCAGACGCCGCUCACUGGGCUGCCUUUGCCCUGACAAAGCCGCUCAAGAUGAACAUGGUGAAAAGAAUCAUGGGGCGGCCGCGGCAGGAGGAGUGCAGCCCGCAGGACAACGCGCUCGGCCUGAUGCACCUGCGACGCCUCUUCUCCGAGCUGUGCCACCCUCCUCGUCACAUGACCCAGAAGGAGCAGGAGGAGAAGCUCUACAUGAUGCUUCCUGUAUUUAACAGGGUGUUUGGGAAUGCUCCACCCAGCGGCAUGAUGGAAAAGUUUUCCGACCUGCUGCAGUUCACCACCCAGGUGUCACGACUCAUGGUGACCGAGAUCAGACGCAGAGCCUCGAACAAAUCCACAGAAGCCGCCAGUCGAGCCAUAGUCCAGUUCCUGGAGGUGAACCAGAGUGAGGAUGCAAGUCGUGGCUGGAUGCUUCUGACCACCAUCAACCUGCUGGCUUCCUCUGGACAGAAAACAGUGGACUGCAUGACAACCAUGUCCGUACCCUCCACACUGGUCAAAUGCCUCUACUUGUUCUUUGACCUGCCCCACAUGGCCGAAGCUCCUGUGGGCCCCACUCCGCAACCGCCACAACCCCCACCCAACCAGGAGAAGACUCCAGGCCAGGCCCACACUCAGCCAGAGCUGCCCCUUGCUGACCGCCGAGCGCUGCUCCAGAAAGUCUUUGUCCAGAUCCUGGUGAAGCUCUGCACCUUCGUGUCUCCAGCCGAGGAGCUGGCCCAGAAGGAUGACCUGCAGCUGCUGUUCAGUGCCAUAACCUCCUGGUGCCCUCCUCACAACCUGCCCUGGAGGAGGAGCGCCGGCGAAGUGCUCACCACCAUCUCCCGACACGGACUCAGUGUCAAUGUGGUCAAAUACAUACACGAGAAGGAAUGUCUGUCCACAUGUGUCCAAAACAUGCAGCAGUCUGACGAUCUCUCCCCUCUGGAGAUUGUUGAGAUGUUCACCGGCCUCUCCUGCUUCCUCAAAGACUCCAGCAACGUGUCGCAGACGCUGUUGGAUGAUUUCAGGAUGUGCCAAGGUUAUACAUUCCUCUGCGACCUCAUGCUCAGGCUGGAACAGGCUAAAGAAGAUGAAUCUAAAGACGCUCUGAAGGAUCUGGUGAACUUGGUAACUUGUCUGUGCACGUAUGGGGUGACGGAGCUGAAACCUGCCGGCCUCACCACUGGAGCCCCCUUCCUGCUGCCAGGGUUUGUUCUCCCUCAGCCAUCUGGGAAAGGUCACACUGUUCGAAAUAUCCAGGCCUUUUCCGUGCUCCAGAACGCCUUCCUGAGGGCCAGAACAAGCCGUCUGGCCUGCAUGCUGCUGGACGCCAUCGGGAACAUCUAUGCGGCGGAGCCGGCAAACUACUUCAUCUUGGAGUCCCAGCACACCCUAUCGCAGUUUGCAGAGCGUGUAGCCAAACUUCCCGAACCCCAGGCCAAGUACUUCGAACUCUUAGAGUUUGUUGUCUUCAGCCUCAACUACGUGCCGUGUAAGGAGCUCUUCAGUGUUUGCGUGCUGCUGAAAUCGAGCACGUCGCUCUCCUGCAGCAUCACCGCCACCAGAACGCUGCUGAAGCUGGCUAGGCACGACCCGGUGUUCAGCGACGUGCUGCGGGAGGUCGGCCUCCUGGAGGUAAUGGUGAACCUGUUGCACAAGUACGCCGCCUUGCUGAAAGACCCGGCUUCGCAACAGCAGCCGCAAAAUAAUGACCAAGCUGACUGCAAAAACAACCUAAUAGCAGAGGAGCAGAAACAGUUAGCCUGGCUGGUGAUGGAAACUCUGACUGUGCUCCUGCAGGGCUCCAACACCACCAACACUAACGCAGCUCUGUUCAGAGAGUUCGGCGGCGCUCGCUGUGUCCACAACAUCGUGAAGUACAGUCAGUGUCGGGAACACGCCCUGCUCAUCAUCCAGCAGCUCGUCUUGUCGCCCAGCGGUGACGACGACAUGGGAACGCUGCUGGGCCUCAUGCACUCGGCCCCAUCCAGUGAGCUGCAGCUGAAGACUGACAUCCUGAGGGCUCUGUUGGCUGUGUUGCGUGAGAGUCACCGCACGCGGACGGUGUUCCGCAAAGUGGGCGGCUUCGUCUACAUCACCUCCCUCCUGGUGGCCAUGGAACGCUCGCUGUGCCAGCCUCCGCGACACGGCUGGGAACGGGUCAACCAGAACCAAGUCUUCGAGCUCCUGCACACAGUUUUCUGCACGCUCACUGCAGCCAUGCGCUACGAGCCGGCCAACUCGCACUUCUUCCGCACAGAGAUCCAGUAUGAGAAGCUGGCUGAUGCUGUGAGGCUGCUGGGUUGUUUUUCUGACACAAAGAAGCUGGGCCCCACAGGAGUGUUCCCCUCCAACGCUCAGCCUUUCCAGAGGCUGCUGGAGGACGAGGCUUCCUCCGGAGGCUGCGCUGGAGACAGUGUCUGUCCCACGCUCAAACACUGCAGCAAGCUCUUCAUAUACCUGUACAAGAUGGCCACCGACUCGUUCGACAGUCGUGCAGAGCAGGUGCCUCCCUGCCUGACUCAUGAAACCUCGCUGCCCUCCCCGUGGGGCACGCCUGCACUCGCCAGAAAGAGGCAAGGUUACUACGGCACAUCGGGCCCUCCUGCCCCAGUCAAAGCCCUGACGGACCUCAAACUCCACUCAGUGAACCCCUCCCACCCUGCUUCCUUCUCAUCCUCCUCUGAUAUGGUGGUCAUCCACCCAGGGGCCGUUUUGGCCAUGUUGGAUCUUCUUCCCUCUGUGUCCUCUGACAGCCAGCCCGAGCAUGCCCUCGACCUCCAGCUCGCCAUUGCCAACAUCCUCCAGCUCCUGGUGAACAGUGAGAGGAACCAGCAGGUGUUGUGUGAAGCCUGCCUCCACCAGCGGCUGCUGCAUCGUUGCAGUCAGGCCCUCGGGGAUGAAGACCACCCGCUGCACCCUCCUCUGCAGAGGAUGUUUGAGAGGCUGGCCUCGCAGGCCCUGCAGCCGAUCGCACUCAGGGAAUUUUUACGUCUCGGAAACCCUCUGAACUGUGGCGCUUGGGACAAGAAGCUCCUGAAGCAGUACCGGGUCCACAAACCAAGCUCCCUUGGCUACGACGCCGAGAUGAGAAACAGCAUGACCUUAUCCAUGGAGGGCUUCGGCCCCGACAGCGUCUUCACUACACCGGCAGAGGACAACGGUCAGUACCGAAUCAGCCGCAGUCUGGUGCGCUCCGCCGAGGACAGCACCGUGCCCCUCACCCGAGUCAAGUGCCUGGUGUCCAUGACUACCCCCCAUGACAUCCGGCUGCAUGGAUCAACCGUCACUCCGGCGUUUGUGGAGUUUGACAGCUCGCUAGAGGGCUUUGGGUGUCUGUUUCUGCCCAGCCUGGCGCCCCACAACGCUCCCACCAACAACACCAACACAUCCGGUGUCAGUGAUGGAGCGGUGCUCAGUGGGAUGGGAACAGGUGAGCGCCUGUUUCCGCCUCCCUCCGGUCUCAGCUACUCCACCUGGUUCUGUGUGGAGCGAUUCAGCACGGCUCCUCAGGCCCACCCGGUUCGGCUGUUGACCAUGGUCCGACGGGCCACCUCCUCAGAGCAGCACUACGUCUGCCUUGCCGUAGUUCUGUCCGGCAAAGACCACUCGCUGACUGUCUCCACCAAGGAGGAGCUGCUGCAGACAUACUCGGACGAGUCAAGUGAAGAAGCCUCCUUCUACGAGAUCCUGCCGUGCUGCGCUCGCUUCCGCUGUGGAGAGCUGAUCGCUGAGGGCCAGUGGCACCACCUGGUGCUCGUCAUGAGCAAAGGCAUGCUGAAAAACAGCAUGGCCACGCUGUACCUCGACGGCCAGCUCAUCAGCACCGUCAAGCUUCACUACAUCCACAGCGCGCCAGGCGGCUCCGGCUCCACCAACCCUCCUGUGAUGAGCACCGUUUACGGAUACAUUGGCACGCCGCCUGCGCAUCGCCAGCUUUCCAACCUGGUUUGGCGUCUGGGUCCCAGCCACUUCCUGGAGGAGGUUUUACCAGCUACGAGUGUAGCUGCUAUCUUCGAACUGGGACCCAACUAUGUGGGCAGUUUUCAGGCUGUCUACUUGCCCUGUAAAGACACAAAGAUGGAGGUGGCACCUGCCACUCCAGUGGCUUUGGUACCAGAGGAGAAAGUGUCGUUCAGCCUCUAUGGGCUCUCUGUCUCUACGCUCACUGUGGCUAAAAUCAGGAAAGCCUACAACAAACUGGACAGCAAAGCCAUCGCCAAACAGCUUGCUGUAUCGUCUCAUGAAAACGCGACUCCUGUCAAGUUGAUUCAUAAUGCUGCGGGCCACCUCAAUGGGCCAGCACGUACUGUUGGAGCUGCCGUCAUUGGAUAUUUAGGUGUCCGUUCGUUCGUUCCCAAACCUGUCGCCACCAACCUGCAGUAUGUCGGAGGUGCUGCGGCCAUCCUGGGCCUGGUUGCCAUGGCGUCGGAUGUGGAGGGGCUGUAUGCGGCUGUUAAAGCUUUGGUGUGCGUUGUGAAAAGCGACCCUCUGGCCAGUAAGGAGAUGGAGCGCAUCAAUGGCUACCAGCUGCUGGCUAUGCUGCUGAAAAAGAAGCGCUCGCUGCUCAACAGCCACAUCCUCCACCUCACCUUCUCUCUGGUGGGAACCGUUGACAGCGGCCACGAGACCUCCAUCAUUCCCAACUCCACAGCUUUCCAGGACUUACUCUGUGACUUUGAGGUUUGGCUUCACGCUCCCUACGAGCUCCAUCUGUCUCUCUUUGAGCAUUUCAAUGAACUGCUGACAGAAUCCAGUGAGGCAGCCAAAAACGCUAAACUCCUGCGGGAGUUUCAGCUGAUCCCCAGGUUAUUGCUGACGCUGCGGGACACGUCUCUGUCGCAGCCCACGGUGGCCGCCAUCAGCAACGUUCUCAGCCUGCUGCUGCAAGGUUUUCCGAACCCCUACGACCUGCUGAGGUUCGGCCAGUUCAUUUCCUCGACUCUUCCCACUUUUGCUGUGUGUGAGAAGUUUGUUGUCAUGGAAAUCAACAACGAGGAGAAGAUCGAUGGAGGUAAUGACGACGAUUUCAGCGGCCUCCUGUCAGCCAGCUUAAUUUUACUGAGAAAUCGACUUCUGGACAACCUGCUUAAGCUGCUUUUCACCACGAAAGAGAAGUGCACAGUUAAUGUCCAGGCGUGUGAGGAGCUAGUGCGAACUCUCGGCUUUGAUUGGUUGCUGAUGUUCAUGGAGGAACAUCUCCACUCGACCACGGUGACUGUGGCUCUGCGGAUCCUGGUGGUGCUGCUGUCCAACCAGCCCAUCCUGAACCGCUUCAGAGAGGGCUUGAGUGGAGGCGGCUGGCUGGACCAAACUGAUUCCGUCCUGACCAAUAAGAUCGGCACAGUUCUGGGCUUCAAUGUGGGUCGCAGUGCUGGUGGACGUUCCACAGUGCGAGAGAUCAACAAGGACGCCUGCCAUUUUCCAGGGUUCCCUGUUCUGCAGACUCUGCUGCCCAAACACACAAAUGUUCCUGAGCUCUACUUCCUGCUAAUGGCCCUCUUCCUGCAGCAGCCUGUCAAUGAGCUGCCAGACAGCCUGCAGGUACAUUUUGACCUGGAUUCCAUCUGGACGUUUAUCUUCGGGAUGCCUGCCUCCAGUGGGGCAGUGGUGGGCUCCAUCCACAGCGUAUGUACUGAGGCUGCCUUUCUACUGCUGGCCAUGCUACGCAGUAUGCUCAAUCUGCCGUGGCAGUCCGAGGAGGAAGGUUCCUGGCUCCGGGAGUACCCGGUUACCCUCAUGCAGUUCUUUCGGUACCUUUACCACAACGUGCCCGACCUCGCACCGAUGUGGCACAGCCCUGAGUUCCUCUGCGCGCUGGCAGCCACAGUCUUCCCCUUUAACAUCAGGCCUUACUCUGAGAUGGUGAGUGAUUUGGACGACGAAGCCAGUUCUCCAACUGAGGAGUUCAAGGCCUUUGCUGGGGACACUGGUAUGAACCGCAGCCAGUCUGAAUACUGCAACGUGGGCUCCAAGACCUCCCUGACAAACCACCCUGCCAAAAAAUAUGUCUUCGACUUUAUGAGGGUCUUGAUCAUGGACAAUAUGUGCAUGACCCCCGCCAGCAAGCAGACGCCUAUUAUCGACAUGCUGCUGGAGGCCUCCCCAGAUCGCUCCACCAGAACUCAACAGAAGGAGUUUCAGUCCAGCAUCCUGGACGGCGUCAUGGAGCAUCUUCUGGCUGCAGACGUCCUUCUAGAACAAAAAGUACUUUUUGGAGUAGAAGGAAAGUCAAAGUGCAUGUUAUCAAAAGUGGCCUAUACGUUCCUGAAAGUAACUGGUGAAGACGCCUCUCUGCCUCUCAGCACCGGUGGCAGUUACCAGAUCCUGGUCAACAACGUCUUCUACUUCACACAGAGAGUCGUGGACAAGCUGUGGCAGGGAAUGUUCAGCAAGGACUCCAAGCUGGUGGUGGACUUCAUCGUGCAGCUGAUUGGACAGUCCAAGAGGCGGUCCCAGGGUCUUUCCCUCGACACCAUCUACCACUGCCUGAACCGGACCGUGCUCUACCAGCUCUGUCGACCUCACAAGACGGUAGCUCAGCAGGUGGCCCUGCUGGACGCCCUGCGGGUCCUGACGGUCAACCGCAAUCUGGUACUCGGGCCGGGCAACCACGACCAGGACUUUGUGGCCUGUCUGGCUCACUGCUUCAUCUGCCUGCAUAGCGGGAGCAGCGUGGAGGGCUUCGGUCUGGAAGCGGAGGCCAGAAUGACUACCUGGCACAUCAUGAUGCCCGCAGAGAAUGAAACUGACUCUACACACAGCCACGAUGUCAGCGAAGGACGGCAGCUGCUGCUGAAGGCUGUGAACCGUGUGUGGACAGAGCUGAUGCACAGCAAGCGUCAGAUGCUGGAGGACAUCUUCAAAGUGUCUCUGCCCUGCAACGACAGAGGCCACGUGGACAUCAACACAGCCCGCCCCGCUCUGGAGGAACCUGCUCUGAAGAGCUGGCAGAACCAUCUGGCCCAUGAGAAAAAGUGCAUCAGCCGCGGUGAAGCUGCAGCGCCGGCCGCCCAGUCCAAACUCUCCAGGGUCAGCAGCGGCUUCGGCCUGUCCAAGCUGACUGGUGUGCGUCGCAACAAGAAGGAGAACAGCCUGAACAAAAACAGUCCGUCUGCACAGGAGACUUUCCAGUGGAUGUUCACGCACAUCGCAGUCGUUCGGGACCUCGUGGCUAUGCAGUAUAAAGAAUAUCAAGAGCGACAGCAGAACGCCCUGAAGUACGUGACCGAAGAGUGGGCAGCCAUCGAGUACGAGCUGCUGCGUGAGCGAGGCCUCUGGGGCCCGCCCAUCGGCUCCCACCUAGACAAAUUUACGCUGGAGAUGACGGAGGGACCCUGCCGGAUGAGGAAGAAGAUGGUCCGCAACGACAUGUUCUACAUUCACUACCCGUACAUCCCUGAGGCCGAGACAAACACGAAUUCUGCACAGCCCUUCUCCCCACCUCUGGUGCCCCUAUUCCCCUCAGCUCAGAAGCCUGUGCGGUACCGCCGAGCCAUCAGCUAUGACAGUAAGGAAUACUACAUGCGCCUGCUGUCUGGAAAUCCGGGGAUGUACCAGCACUCUGUGGAGCACACCACGGAGGGAGAGACCACACAGCAGGAGCCAGAGCAUGGAGAGGACACCAUCGCUAGAGUUAAAGGUCUGGUGAAGGCUCCUUUGAAGAGGUCACGUUCCACAGCAGAUGGUGCAGAUGAGGACAGUCAAGAGCAGCUUCAGGACCAGCUGCUGGAAUUAGGAGGUCCCGAAGAGGAGCAAAGGACCGACAACACAUCCCUGUUGCGCCUCCUGGAGGAGGGAGAGAAGAUUCAGCACAUGUACCGCUUUGCCAGAGUGCAGGGUCUUGACACCAGCGAGGGCCUGCUGCUGUUCGGCAAGGAGCACUUCUAUGUCAUCGAUGGCUACACCAUGACUGUCUCCAGGGAAAUCAGAGACAUCGACACACUGCCGUCUAAUUUGCACGAGGCCAUUAUCCCCAGAGGGGCACGACAAGGCCAGAGCCAACUGAAGAGAACCUGCAGCAUCUUCGCCUACGAGGACAUUAAGGAGGUUCACAAGAGGCGCUACCUGCUACAGCCAAUGGCGGUGGAAGUCUUCUCAGCAGAUGGAAGGAACUACCUGUUGGCCUUCCAGAAGGGUGUCCGUAACAAAGUUUACCAAAGGUUCUUGGCGGUGGUGCCGUCGCUGGCUGACAGCUCGGAGUCGGUUUCAGGUCAGAGGCCUAACACCAGUGUUGAACAAGGGUCCGGACUUCUCAGCACGCUGGUUGGUGAGAAGUCAGUCACUCAAAGAUGGGAGCGGGGAGAGAUCAGUAACUUCCAGUACCUGAUGCAUCUGAACACGCUGGCAGGUCGCUCAUACAACGAUCUGAUGCAGUAUCCUGUCUUCCCCUGGAUCCUGGCUGACUACGACGCAGAGGAACUGGACCUGAACAACCCCAAGACGUUCCGGAACCUGGCCAAACCAAUGGGCGCUCAGACCGAUGACCGGCUCACACAGUACAAGAAGAGAUACAAGGACUGGGAAGAUCCCAAUGGUGAAACCCCAGCCUACCACUAUGGGACCCACUACUCAUCUGCCAUGAUUGUAGCCUCGUAUUUGGUCCGGAUGGAGCCCUUCACGCAGAUUUUCCUCAGACUUCAGGGAGGUCACUUUGACCUGGCGGACAGGAUGUUCCACAGCGUCCGGGAAGCGUGGCUCUCUGCCUCCAAACACAACAUGGCCGACGUCAAGGAGCUGAUUCCAGAGUUCUUCUACCUGCCUGAAUUCCUGCUGAAUUCUAACAACUUUGAUCUGGGUGCCAAGCAGAAUGGCACCAAGCUGGGUGACGUCAUCCUCCCACCCUGGGCCAAAGGUGACCCCCGGGAGUUCAUCAGAGUCCACAGAGAGGCACUGGAGUGUGACUACGUCUCCGCCCACCUCCAUGAGUGGAUCGACUUGAUUUUCGGCUACAAGCAACAGGGACCCCCAGCUGUGGAGGCCGUUAAUGUCUUCCACCACUUGUUCUACGAGGGUCAGGUGGACAUCUACAACAUCAAUGACCCACUGAAAGAGACGGCCACCAUCGGCUUCAUCAACAACUUUGGGCAAAUCCCCAAACAGCUGUUUAAGAAGCCUCAUCCUCCUAAACGUGUUCGUAGUAAAGUCAACGGCGACAUAGCAGCCGUUCCUCCGAACUCCAACAAUGACAAGAUCUUUUUCCAUCAUCUAGACAAUCUUAGACCUUCUCUUGCUCCUGUCAAAGAGCUGAAGGAGCCCGUGGGACAGAUCGUGUGCACCGAUAAAGGCAUCCUGGCCGUGGAGCAAAAUAAAGUUCUGGUUCCACCCACCUGGAGCAAAACGUUUGCCUGGGGCUACGCCGACCUCAGCUGCCGCUUGGCCAACUAUGAGUCCGACAAGGCGUUGGUGGUUUACGAGUGUCUGUCAGAGUGGGGUCAGAUUCUCUGUGCCAUAUGUCCCAACCCAAAGCUCGUCAUCACCGGGGGCACGAGCACCGCCAUCUGUGUGUGGGAGACGGGAAGCUCCAAGGAGAAGGCCAAGUCCCUGACGCUCAAACAGGCAUUACUUGGCCACACGGAUGCUGUAACGUGUCUGACAGCUUCGUCAUCCUACCGCAUCGUUGUGAGCGGCUCCCGGGAUCGAACCUGCAUCAUCUGGGACCUCAACAAGCUUUCCUUUGUCACGCAGCUGCGGGGACACCGCGCUCCCGUCUCCGCUCUGUGUAUCAAUGAGCUGACAGGGGAUAUCGUGUCCUGUGCAGGCACAUACAUUCACAUGUGGAGCAUCAACGGCAGCCCCAUCUCCAGCGCCAACACCUUCACUGGCCGCAGUCAGCAGAUCCUCUGCUGCUGCGUUUCGGAGAUGAACGAGUGGGACACGCAGAACGUCGUCGUCACCGGCCACUCGGAUGGAGUCGUCAGGUUUUGGAGAAUGGAGUUCCUUCAAGUCCCAGAAACCCCUGCACCAAAGCCGACGGAACCUGAUGUGCCCGAUUGCUGUGCAGACGAGAAGAUUGAGGGCGGUGAGAGUCACAACGGUGAUGAUGACAGUAGUGAGUCAGAAGGAGAAGAACCGGCGGCGCCACACAACCCGUCAACUGGUGGAGGCAGCGGUAGCCAGCCGGGCAGCGCCGUCCACAGACCCAGAGGUCCGUCAUCUCGAGCUGGAGCAUCGUGGUCAAUGGACAGCGGCUCUGACGACUCUCGCCGCUGGUCCGACACACUCAGCAUCGACGAGAAGGACGGCUUUGUGUUUGUCAACUACUCUGAGGGCCAAACUAAAGCCCCCCACCCUCAGCCGGCUCAUCCAGGCCAAGGAUCCCUCCCUCAGCCUCUCCACCCGCCAGCCGUCGAGCCACGGACGUACAACCAGCUUAAAGCAGGAUACAGGUGGGAGCGCCAGCUGGUCUUCCGGAGCAAACUCACCAUGCACACAGCAUUCGAUCGCAAGGACAAUGCUCACCCAGCUGAGAUCACCUCUCUCUCCAUCUCCAAAGACCACAGUAAGAUCCUGGUUGGCGACGGGCGCGGCAGAGUUUUUAGCUGGUCGGUGAGCGACCAGCCUGGCCGCUCGGCGGCUGACCACUGGGUGAAAGACGAGGUGGUGGACAGCUGCUCCGGCUGCACGGUCCGCUUCUCCCUAACAGAGCGACGCCACCACUGCAGGAACUGCGGGCAGCUCUUCUGUCAGAGGUGCAGUCGCUUCCAGUCUGAAAUCAAAAGGCUGAAGAUUUCAUCUCCUGUGCGAGUCUGUCAGAACUGCUACUACAACCUUCAGCAUGAGCGAAGCGUCGAUGACGGCUGCAAAAACUGAGGUCCACCUGACAGGGGAGCAACCACCCGAAGAGUGCUUCAUUCCUCCAUCUGCCCUCCAUAUAACCUGAAACUUCCCAGAAUCCCACCUUUCUAAUCCUCUCAAAUGUCAGAAUGUUUGAUUUGCACGGAGAUGGGGGCCGGAUCGAAAAGGAAAAUGUGGGAAAGAAACUCAGCCAUCACUUUAACCACAUGCACUCAUCAUCUGAAAGGGAAAAAAAGUGAAGCAGCUCGUCUGAAUCAAUCACUCGCCAUUUUCACUUAGCAUCCAGGAGCAGAUAUCCUUUUCCUUGUGUCACGGAAACCAUAAAAAAAAAAAAAAAGACUUGUUUAAAGUGUAAAUACUUAACCACGGCCUUUUUAACUCUGCAAACAAAAAUUAAGGUGAUUUAGAACAGCUUGCUUGUAACUUAGCGUUGUGACUAACCACUCCUUGCUUUAAAGAAAACCAACUAAAGAUUGUGUGUAACCUGCGUCAAAAGCCACAGCGAGUCCAGAGGACAUACGGAGGGUUAUGAAUGUCAAAAUCUCAUGUCUGUGGGUCAAGUUAUGCAAAAAUAGCUUUUAUAUAUAAAUAAUUUUCUGAUCACCUUGUUGUUUACAAAAUGUGAGAGAGAUUGAUCAUGAAAUUCAGUUUUUUUGCCAAAUAGUUUGUUUUUAAACUUAUCAUCUGCUUCUGUUUUCCAUUUGGAGGUUUUUCAUUAUAGUUGCUGCUGCACUUUGAAAACUGGAUGUCAUCAGUUCCGAUUUUUAAACAUAUCACUCUGUUUAUUUAGUCUGUUUUUACGAAAUCCAACAAAAGGCUGAGAUUCGUUUAAAAUGUGAAUUUAUUUACCGACACGCUGAGGUUUUUUUCCACAUUGCAGUCCAAGCAGCUUUUUAAAAGCACACAGAAAAGGGACAUUUUAUAUUUUUACAGCAUUCAGCACAAUCUAUGUUCAAUUCUAGCUGCAGCCUAACUGAAGAGAGAAGGCAUAGAUUAUCAUAUUUUGGGUUUAGCAUUGAGUCCACUUUUAUUUUUGUGGUCAAAUAUUGUCCUCCUAGCCCAGCAGAGAUGGUGAUGGGGCGUUUAAAAGGGACAAUAAAUGCAGCUAGUGUAUUUUAUAUGGCCCAAGCUUUUAUUUACUGACACUUCGAUCAGCUCAAACGUUUCCAAAAACAUGGAGGGUUGCAGCAACAUUUAUUCUUCUGAUUGUCCCGUUUUCAUGUCCUUAAAGGACAUAAUUUAAUGAACUAAAGUUUUACUACUUUUAACAUUUUAUGUUGUGGUAAAAUUUGAUUGGUUCGUACAACUGCAGUUGUAUGCUGAUGACAAAGUUGUGUUUCAUAAAGUUUGUCGUGUCUUAGAAAGAACUGAGCCAGAAACCUUUUGAUUACUAGUCGGUUGGCAGUCCGACCCUCGCCUGUAAAUAUGAAAUAUUAACGAUGACCAAGACAGAACGAAAUCCCGUUAAGAGUUUCUUCAUCUAAUAGGGAGGUCGAAGUAGAUCCUCUGCUCCUCUGCAUAGUCGGUUCAGGUGGUUCAGGGAUCUAAUUAGGACGAAUCUCUUUAGGGAAAAACACAGAAUAUAUGUCAUUUCUGGAGAUCAAACCUCUUGGGAAUGAGCUGAAAAGUGUUGAUCUUCUGCACCUGUUAUCCCCACAACACUAAUAUUGAAUAAGCAGAAAUUGUAAAGAAGGAUAAGGAAUAUUUGACCCAGACGUUUAUCUAGAUCAGGGCUCUGGAGCCACAUGAGGCUCUUCAUGCUCUCCUCCGUGGCUCCUAAUAACUCUGGCCAUAAAUAAUAAAUAACUGAGCAGUGUUAAGCUAAUAAAAAUACUAGCUUCAUAAUGUUUUUUUCCCUGUAUGUUUUCAUGCAAUAUCUGCAUUGGAUUUCCAGAAUGACACUAAUCAGUUAGUAUCAACUAUCUGCUGUUUUUUCCUUUUUCAUUUCCCAUAAAUAUGCACACAUUAUAUAAAACAUAAAAAUAGAAACAAUUCUUUCAUUUAAAAUGCAAACAAAGUCUCUAUGUAGGCAUUUCUAAAUAUUUAAUUUUUUUUCAAAGGGCCAUGUAGCUUUGGUGGUUCUGAGCAAAUUUCAUAUAGAGGAUUGAUGUGGUUCUUUGGACCAUAAAGACGGCGGACCCCUGAUCUAAAUAGACGAUUAAUGUAGCCUGCCUUUAAUUUAACCAGCGGUUAUUUUAGUUUAGAUGAGCUGUUUAAUUGCAGUGUGUGAAUUGAACCUAAAUGUCUCAUUUGAAGUAACUUGAUCCUUUUUAUUUAACUGCCUCCUUUCAUCUCUUCACCCUUCUUUUCCUUCAGCUUCACAUUCAAGUCCUACAUUAUUUAGAGAACUUUGAUCCGUUCGAUUCCCACUAGAUCCCAGCCGUUUGCCAUAAAAACACACACACUCUUUUCCAUACUGUAACUCAGUGCAAUCAUCAUCAUCAUCUCGCUGAAAAGGCCGUGUUUCUUUACACUUUGUAGAAAACAAAAAGCAGAGAGGAAUGAUGAGUUUUUACUGACGCAGGUUUACGUUGUCAUUUCAACAGAGAGGUGCAUUUUUCUGCAGAUAGAUUAACUGUACAGAGUAUUUAUGCAAUUAUAACUGGUUUUAGAUUUUUUUUUUUUAUGAUUUCAGCAAGUUUUGUUACUUGUUGCAUGUUUUAUUAACACAGCUGACUUUCUGUGUCAGUGUAUUGUACAUGUUAGAUUUUUUUUUGCUGGAUUUAUGCUUUUGUUUUUAUCUCCGAGGCGUUGACUGAUGAGCGUCCGACUGACGCAGACCCCGUUCGCGGCUUCGGGUGGACUUUUGUACUCUUCACGGAAAGAAACUAUGAACUAAUGAAGGAACGAAGAAGGAAAAAAAAAGAGGAAAAUCCUGGAUUAUUUUGGUGGUCUGGUAUUAGACUGCGUUACUACAGUAUCUGGUGUGCAAUCUGUGAUAGCUGAAUGUUCCUUGUAUCUUUGUGUUCACUACAUCCUACGAGAGAAAACUAAAAAAAAAAAAGUAGAGUAACACCCACGUCCCUGUUACAGGAGCAACAUGGUUCAAUAAUGCAAUAGAGCUGGUACUUAUUUUCAUUUCAGUUCAAUAAAUAAUUGCUGUUUACCACCAAA
Molecule: messenger RNA, 14924 nt
Organism: Girardinichthys multiradiatus
Lineage: Eukaryota; Metazoa; Chordata; Actinopteri; Cyprinodontiformes; Goodeidae
Gene: wdfy3
Product: WD repeat and FYVE domain containing 3
Exons: 69
Coding region: 957-11825 (3622 amino acids)
Molecular function (GO): metal ion binding; protein binding
Source: RefSeq, a predicted model, not a curated record